This is a messenger RNA of Hypomesus transpacificus, 4658 nucleotides long. It is a transcript of the gene zfyve1, whose product is annotated as zinc finger, FYVE domain containing 1. Lineage: Eukaryota; Metazoa; Chordata; Actinopteri; Osmeriformes; Osmeridae. The record is from RefSeq and is a predicted model, not a curated record. Gene Ontology annotation, molecular function: zinc ion binding. The transcript has 12 exons. Bases 897 to 3236 code for a protein of 779 amino acids.
AGCCGAUCAGCUGAUGUAAACUGGCAACAACAUCCAAAAAGAUCCAGCUGUCCGGUACCGAAAUUAUCCAUUACAUCCACCAAAAUAACGGCGUCUUUAUUUUUCCAAACAGUACUAUUUUAAAGCUUUAUGAAUCCAUUAAAAGGUUUACAUCUAUUCGUUUACUGUAGCAACAUUUUGGGUUAGGAAAAAGGGGCGAUGCGUUGUGUCGGUACAAGUGGCUAGCUAAACAGCAAGCUAACCCGCUACCAAUAAGCUAGGUCAAUGGUUGUUGCUACAUGAAGGUUGCUGGUGGGUUGAAUCUUAUUAAAUGUACAUUUUAUGUGUGUUGAGGAAAUGGAAUAGCUAGAGCUAGUCACCGCAUCGUCUUAUGUUUUACUGGAGGAUUUUCACAGACCCACUUAGAUCUAAUAUUAGGUACUAGUGAUGUGAUACUAGUCAUUAAGUACUAGGGACUAGUGUUUGAUGUUGUUGGUAAACAAUUGCGAAACUCUUCACUUCGCUUGCCAGUAAGACAUGAUCUUUUUUAGCUACCUAUCUUGACGACGAUGUACUGUAUACCAGGGAGUUGCCUUUGCUUUAUCGUUAAAUAUGCAGAGUAGCAUCUAGGUUAGCACACUUUCUCAGUUCAUAUCUGAAUAUUUAAUCUUAGCUUCAAGCCAGUCUUUCAUUUUUGAGAAUAAGUUGAGUGUUUGAAGGGCAUAUAGGGAAUAAGGUUAGGGAAUUCAAAUUCAGUUGGUUGUCCAACUAAGAGGAUUUAUCAACGGUUUUAUUCCUAGUUAAAAAAACAAUUCGAUUUUGCAAGCUGUGUACUUUUUUUCUUCUUCAGAACACCUCACAGCCACAAUUCAAGCAAGGUUAUAAUUGCAAAAGAGCUUUUCUGAGAUAGACUGGACAUGAGCGGGCAAGGUCCACCUCUAGAUAAGGACAUGAACGGCAUCCUGGUGUGUCAGGAGAGCUACGCCUGCGGUGGCUCCGAUGAGGCCGCGUUCGAGUGCGACGAGUGCGGCAGCCUGCAGUGUGUCCGCUGUGAGCUGGAGCUCCAUCGACAGGAGCGCAUGAAGAACCACGACAGGGUCCGCAUCGCCCCGGGCCACGUCCCCUUUUGUGACUCCUGCAAGGGGGACGGGGGCCUGGUGGUGAACAGCGGCCGGCUCCGAGCAGUAGUUCGCUGCCAGGGCUGUAAGAUCAACCUGUGUCUGGACUGCCAGAAACGCACCCACAGCGGAGUGAACAAAAGGAAGCACCGUCUCACCCCUUACCCUCCGGUCAACUCGGCCCAGGACAGGAGUCUGACAGCUGGGGAUGGAGAGAUGGAGGCCCUGAAGGCCAAACUGGAGAAAGUGUGCAGCUUCCUCCUGGUUGAUGAGAAGGAGGAGAUGCAGCUGAACGAUGAGAAGGACUUUGUGAGCAGACUGGGCUGCAUGCCGGAUGAGCUCCUAAAGGUGGUCUCCAUCUUUGGCAACACUGGAGAAGGAAAGUCCCAUACCCUUAACCAUACCUUCUUCCUGGGCAGGGAGGUGUUCAAGACCUCCCCAACCCAGGAGUCUUGCACGGUGGGGGUGUGGGCAGCCAUGGAUCCCAUCCACAGGGUUGUGGUCAUUGACACAGAAGGCCUGCUGGGAUCAGGAAGCAACCAGGGCCAGCGUACCCGCCUGCUCCUCAAAGUCCUGGCCAUCUCCGACCUGGUCAUCUACCGUACCCACGCCGACCGUCUCCAUGACGACCUCUUCAAGUUCCUUGGCGACGCUUCGGACGCCUACCUGAAGCACUUCACCAGGGAGCUGAAGGCCACCACGGCCCGCUGUGGGCUGGACGUCCCUCUGUCCACCCUGGGCCCCGCUGUCAUCAUCUUCCACGAGACUGUUCACACCAAGCUACUGGGCUCAGACAAGCCGUCCGAGUCGGCUGAGCGUCUUCUCCAGGAGCGUUUCAGGAAGCUGGGUCUCUUCCCAGAAGCCUUUAGUUCCAUCCAAUACCGUGGGACUCGAACCUACAACCCUCCUACAGACUUCAGUGGCCUGCUCCGGAGUCUGGAGCAACAGCUGGACAAUAACACCACCCGCUCCCCGCGCUCUGCUAGCGUCAUAUACAAGGCCCUGCAGGCGCUGAGUGAACGCUUCAGUGGGGAUAUCCCAGACGAGCACUUGGCCAGCAACUCCUUCUUCCCAGAUGAAUACUUCACCUGCUCUAGCCUUUGUCUCAGCUGUGGCUCGGGCUGUAAGAACAGCAUGAACCACCUGAAGGAAGACGUGGGUCACGAGGCCAAACAUCGCUGCCGUUACUCCGCACAGUAUGAUAACCGCAUUUACACCUGCAAGGCCUGCUACGAGGGAGGGACGGAGGUGAUUGUGGUUCCCAAGACGACAGCUUCCUCUGACUCCCCUUGGUUUGGUCUGGCCAUCUACGCUUGGUCUGGGUAUGUGAUCGAGUGUCCGAGCUGUGGGGUGAUCUUCAGAAGCAGACAGUACUGGUAUGGGAACCAGGACCCAGUGGACACGGUGGUCAGGACUGAGAUCCAGCACAUAUGGCCCGGGUCUGACGGGUUCCUGAAAGACAACAAUAAUGCAGCCCAGAGGUUGCUGGACGGGGUCAGCUACAUCUCCCAGUCCGUGUCUGAACUGAGCGUCAAGCCUGCCAAGGCUGUCACCUCCUGGCUCACGGACCAGAUCGCUCCGGCCUACUGGAAACCCAACUCUCUCAUCCAGAAAUGCCACACGUGCGGCGAGGUGUUCCAGGAGAAUGACAAUAAGCACCACUGCCGUGCCUGUGGGGAGGGCUUCUGCGACGCCUGCUCCUCCAAGACCCGUCCUGUCCCAGAGAGGGGCUGGGGCCUGGCCCCCGUCAGGGUCUGUGACGCCUGCUUCCACAACAGAGGCAUCUCCACAGAGCUGCUGGACGCUGCGUUGGAGGAGGAGGGGGGUACGCUGAUAGCCAGGAGGGUUGGGGAGGCGGUUCAGAACACCCUGGGAGCAGUGGUCACGGCUAUAGAUAUCCCCCUGGGCCUGGUGAAGGACGCAGCGCGGCCCGCGUACUGGGUCCCAGACCAGGACAUCCGCUGCUGCUGCGAGUGCCAGCGCCCCUUCUCCGCCCGUCUAUCCAUCCACCACUGCCGCGCCUGCGGCCAGGGCGUGUGCGAUGACUGCUCCCCCGAGCGCCGCGCCGUGCCCUCCAGGGGCUGGGACCACCCUGUGCGGGUCUGUAACGGAUGCUUCCAGAAACCUGCAGAGCUCUAGCAGGAAAAUCAACACAGCGAAGAACAGUCCUCACGUCACCAUGGACACCUGGAACCCCCCCCCCCCCCCUCUCCCCUCGUGCUUCUCUCUUUGUGGGCCUGUGUAAGCCAGUAAGAUAAGAUGGAAGUUGCCUCUAACUGCUGACACUGUCAGAUGUUAACUCAUCACCAAUCUGGCUCUCUCUGUUCAGGCCUUUAGCUUCUUUAGCUAAAGGCGACUUCUCACAAAUACACUAUGGUAUCCUGUUCACACAGAAGGAGAUGUGAUCACUAGGGACGGCUGCUACGCUGAGGGGAGGAUGUUUGGCCCCAGACUCCCAGUCCAGAGGGAAGACCCCUCGUUUGGCCCCAGACUCCCAGUCCAGAGGGAAGACCCCUGUUUGGCCCCAGACUCCCAGUCCAGAGGGAAGACCCCUGUUGGGCCCCAGACUAGACUACCAGUCACCUCAGAAGGAGCGAAGGGACAUUUCUCUUUCAAGCCCCUGCCCCCUUUCCUCACAUGCCUUCAUUCAUCUUAGUCUCUGCUACACAAACACAUCACGAUGGUGAGAGACAGAGAAAAUGGAGUGAGAUUCCAAAAAACGAGAUCAGACACAAUUGUGAAUGUUCCCUGCAGCCCCAUCAAAUCUGUUUGUGUCGAUGCACAGAAAACCAGAAGUCCCUGACAAUCUACUAACAGGGCAGUAGUCAGAGAGCCCUCUGUAGGGGAGGAUCACACCGGCAGCAGCAGCAGGCUCUUGUGGGCCUGCCUGGUUGGACAAGAGAGGCAGCGCAGCGCCCGGUCUGUGGAGCGCUCAUGCAUUCCACGCUACGCUUAGCGACUAGCCUACCUGUUUACUUUCAUUCAAAUGGGUUUAAAGAAUGAUCGAGUAGUCUUUCGUUGCUGCUUGUCAAUUUAAUGUUAUUGCAUAUACAUAUAUAAUACAUAUAUAUAUAUAUAUAUAUAUUGAGGGAGAAACAAAGGCACUAUCAUGGGAAAUUUGUGAUUUUGUUUUUUUUUAUGUUGAAUUGUUUCUAAGAUGUUAUACUACCACUGGUGUAUGUUAUUGGACUGUAGGGCAGAUAGCUGGAAGACAGUAGAGGCAGGACAGACUGACGAAGGACAAAAACACUAAAGGGCUGGACCCUCUACCUUACUCAUCCACGUUGAAGUAUAUCAUAAACUGCGAAUAAUCAUGACAGUAUCAUUUCAGACAGUCAGGUUAAUAUCCUGUCAGUUAGAUAAAGCUUUAUGUGUAAAGUAACCGACUGGAACGGCAUUGCGAGGUCUCGACACGGUCGGUGCUGUGUUGCCAUUAUAACUUGAGAGAAACUGGUGCUUUAAGGAGACAGGGAGAGAACGCCCAUAUCAGAUUGAAGACAUUUAAUUACUGUCACGAUCACCGUACUCUGUAUGCUCAUGUAAUAAACUGGAGAAGCUGAA